Messenger RNA from Ctenocephalides felis (cat flea), 2145 nucleotides. It is a transcript of the gene Mct1, whose product is annotated as monocarboxylate transporter 12. The transcript is spliced from 5 exons. Gene Ontology annotation, biological process: monocarboxylic acid transport; transmembrane transport. The record is from RefSeq and is a predicted model, not a curated record. NCBI's taxonomy places the organism in Eukaryota, Metazoa, Arthropoda, Insecta, Siphonaptera, Pulicidae. Bases 196 to 1845 code for a protein of 549 amino acids. Gene Ontology annotation, molecular function: monocarboxylic acid transmembrane transporter activity.
GGAAAUUAUUUUAUAGUAUAUUUACACAAGUGUUAUAACCUAGAAAUUAAUUUUUAUUUUUAUCAAUUAGUUCAAUUAAUGUAUAGUAUUUUUUCUUUGAGUGCUAUAUUAGUGCAUUUAUUUUAUACUUAAACGUGAUUAGUGAUAUACAAAGUGCCUAGUUUUAUAUAGGAAUAUUACUUCUGAUAAGUGAAGAUGGCUCAUGGUCGUUCAAAAAGAACGAAUGGUGACUCUUCGUCCGAAGAUGAACUGCCGCCGCCCCCAGACGGAGGUUGGGGCUGGGUUGUCGUUUUUGCAUCGUUUAUGAUACAUAUAGUCGCGGACGGAAUCACAUAUUCUUUCGGUAUUUUCUACGACAAAUUUCUGGAAGUAUUCAAAGAAGGCAAUGCAAAAACAGCAUGGAUAGCUUCAAUAUUAGUAGGAGUAACUUUAGGUUCCGGACCAAUUUCAAGUGCUUUUGUCAACCGUUACGGUUGCAGAAAUGUUACCAUGGCUGGUGCUCUACUCGGAGGAUUCUGCCUAGUUAUUAGUGUUUUUGCCCAAAAUGUGAUGACAUUAUUGAUAACCAUCGGUCUGGGCACAGGAAUGGGGUUUGGAUUGAUAUAUCUUCCAGCCAUUGUCAGUGUUACAAUGUACUUUGAAAAAUAUCGGUCUUUGGCGACAGGUAUUGCAGUAUGUGGGUCCGGUUUUGGUACCGUGGUAUUCGCACCUUUAACCGAAAUUUUUAUACAAGAAUACGGUUGGCGAGGAGCCAUGCUUUUAAUGGGUGGUAUAGUUUUUCAUUGUAUAUUUUUUGGUGCAUUGUUUAGGCCUUUGGAGUAUCCCAAACAACCACGGUCUGUAGAAGCACCUCCUUUGAAAAAGAAAUUUGAGAUUCCGCGAUCUAAUAGUGUAGGACACUCUAUGGAAAAAAGUAAGACGGAAACAAUGCGACUAGCGCAAAGUCAGCCUUCGUUAGGAUCCUUGCAUAGUAAAAAAUCUUCCACAUCAGCGUUUCAACGAAAGGAUGUUUUUUACCAAGGAAGUUUGAUAAAACUAGGUGAGCGUCAAAGCAAGCAAGGUAUCCCUGAAGCAAUGAAGCUCUUGGAUAAACGAGGAUCUUUAGUUCGUGAAAAUUUACGAAAACCAUCAAUCAUCAGUAGACAAAUGAUGCGGCCUGAAGUCGAACGUCGGAAGUGUUGUCCAGACGUCGACCUGGACACGUUCAAAGAAAUGAUGGACUAUACUCUCUUCACAGAUCCCGUGUUCAUAAUAUUUCUUAUAUCCAAUUUUGCGACCAGUAUAGGUUUCAACGUGCCCUAUGUCUACAUCGUGUCUCAGGCUAAAAUCGUCGGCUUGACUGGAGAUCAGGGCAGCUAUCUGCUGAGCGUGAUCGGAAUUGCUAACACUGUCGGCAGAAUUGUUCUGGGUUAUCUCUCAGAUAAAACGUGGGUCAACAGAUUACUCGUUUACAAUAUCUGCUUGACCAUUAGCGGAAUUGGAACUGCUCUAGUAACAGAAUUAUGUUUCGAUUUUGUAACAAUGGCAAUUUAUGCCUCAGUUUUUGGAUUUACGAUAGGAGCCUAUGUUGGCCUAACUUCUGUGAUUCUUGUUGAUCUUCUUGGUUUGGAUAAAUUGACGAACGCCUUUGGAUUAUUGUUGCUCUUCCAAGGGGUUGCUAGUUUAAUUGGACCCCCUAUAAUUGGUUUUAUCUACGACUUAACGGAAUCCUACAAAUACGGUUUUCUCCUAGCCGGCAUGUGUAUUGCAGCCAGUGGCGCCGUUCUAUUCCUAAUACCCCCCCUGCAAAAAAUGAAAGAACGAAAAGAAAAAAAGCUCCAUGCUUUAGAAAUUGCUGGGCUUUAAUAAAUUUGUGAUUAUCUUCAAAGAGUACAGGGAGAUUUUUACAAACUAGAAAAGCAUAGUGUUAUGUGAUGAAAUAUUUAAUUCCAGAUAGACAAUCAAGUGAUGAAAAAAAUUUAUAUUUAUAUAUAUUUUUAGAGAGUUUAAUAUUCGUCCAAAUGAGGCAAGACAGUUGAAUAUUUUAGGCUAAGGAUAUUUUUAAUAAUAUUUGUUUUUUAUAUUAUAUUUGUUAUAAUGCUCAAGUUUAUUUAAAGGCGUAUUUACAUAGCAUUUUUUAAUGUAACUUAUUUUGAUGACUUAUGU